GAUUCAGUCUUUUAUCCAUGUGAGUUUUGUUCAUUAUUAAUAAACUGAUGUUCGACGGAGCUUUCGCUAUGACGAGCUUAAAUUACGUGAACUCGUCGAGUAGUAUAAUUUCAUCCUUCAGCUUACUACCCUGAUCGUUUCCAUCGCAAAGGAUGUACGAAGAGUAACGUCGUUUCUCGAUUAGAUCAGAAUUAUGAAUUCGAGAUAAUAAUAUAUAAAUAGAGACAACUGCGUGGCAAACAAGAAUUAACAAUUCAGAUGUCACCGGAUGAUCACUGGACGACGUUCUGUUACGAAGGUAGAUCCGCGACAAGCGACAAGUGCGAUUCUGUGUGAUGGAGUUUAUUCAAAUUUCGAGUUUAAGAUGAUUCACACUACAAAUAACGAUGUACAAUGAUCUUCAUUUUUAGUAUGAUAUUUGUUGAAUGUAAGAUAAAACAAAACACAUUUUGGAAUAUUCUUUAUGUAAAAAUAUGAUUUAUUAAUACUUUGCUGAUUUAGUCAAUAUUUUUUCUAGGCCAUAAGUGCCUCCUAAGUCUCCUUUUAACAAAUUUAUUACUGUCGAAGAAUAUAAAUCUAAAAAAUAACAAAUGAAAUAUGCCAAUUAAUUAUCGAUAAAGUAAUAAUUAGAUUAUUAAAUUUAUAAAUAUGAGGUAUAAUGGAUGAGAAAAGAGAAUCAUCUUAUUUUAUGUGAACGUCGCAAUUACAUAUGAAUCGCCUUCAUGUGUCUCUCGCUUAAGGAAAUGUUUGUGGUAUUGCCGCGUAUGACAACAUUGUCUAAGUAAUUCCUUUAAUGUUUAAUAUAUCCAGUAUUAAUAGCUUUUAUUGCUGAAAUCGUUACAGAACUGUGUAUAUAUUUUCACGAUAAAAAUAAGUAAUAUCAAUUAACUAUAAAAAGAAAGAGAUCUUAAGGUUACAUUUCAACAAAUCAUCAUAAUAGGAUGUCGACGGAUUUUUAUAUACGAUAUUAUGUAGGUCAUAAAGGAAAAUUCGGUCAUGAAUUUCUCGAGUUUGAAUUUAGACCUGAUGGUAAACUACGAUAUGCGAAUAAUUCAAAUUACAAGAAUGAUACAAUGAUUCGAAAAGAAGCGUAUGUACAUCAGUGCGUGAUGGAAGAACUAAAGAGGAUUAUUCAAGACUCUGAAAUUAUGCAGGAAGACGAUUCUUUGUGGCCACAACCAGAUCGCGUUGGACGGCAAGAAUUAGAGAUUGUAAUUGGCGAUGAACAUAUUUCGUUUACGACUUCGAAAACUGGUUCUUUAUUAGACGUAAAUCAAUCACGGGAUCCAGAAGGACUUAGAUGCUUCUAUUAUCUUGUACAAGAUUUGAAAUGCUUAGUGUUUUCUCUCAUUGGACUACACUUUAAAAUAAAACCUAUAUAAAUAUAUAUAAUUAUUAUACGAUGUAUUACAAGUUUAAGUAACUUUAAUUACUUCAUUGUGUAAAGAAAUAUAUGAUAAUUUUUAAUUAA
Bombus pyrosoma is the source of this 1471-nucleotide messenger RNA. RefSeq names its product protein mago nashi homolog (gene mago). The record is from RefSeq and is a predicted model, not a curated record. Bases 942 to 1382 code for a protein of 146 amino acids. Gene Ontology annotation, biological process: RNA splicing. The transcript has 3 exons. Lineage: Eukaryota; Metazoa; Arthropoda; Insecta; Hymenoptera; Apidae. Gene Ontology annotation, cellular component: catalytic step 2 spliceosome; nucleus; exon-exon junction complex.